Pristis pectinata (smalltooth sawfish) is the source of this 3496-nucleotide messenger RNA. RefSeq names its product exonuclease 5 (gene exo5). Gene Ontology annotation, cellular component: nucleus. Gene Ontology annotation, biological process: interstrand cross-link repair. Gene Ontology annotation, molecular function: single-stranded DNA 5'-3' DNA exonuclease activity. The record is from RefSeq and is a predicted model, not a curated record. NCBI's taxonomy places the organism in Eukaryota, Metazoa, Chordata, Chondrichthyes, Rhinopristiformes, Pristidae. Bases 186 to 1361 code for a protein of 391 amino acids. The transcript has 6 exons.
UUUCAUUCUUCGUUACCCUGGGGGCAGGGAGGCAACGAAGGACAAUUGAUGCAGCAAGCCCGAUGUCAAAGUAAAAAUUACGCGUGGCCGUGUUGGGGAUGAUAUUUGGAAGCGGAGCUGAUGUGUGGCGUGGAGCCGGAAGCCGGCUGAGGGAAUGUUGACGGGGACGGGACGGGACGGCGGGGAUGCAGCGGGAGCUGAGCGACGCCGAGCUGCUGGCCGCAGAGCCCGAGUGCAGCAGCGAGCCCGAAGGGACUGAGCUAUGUGAAGGAGAUGACCACACCUUGAGCAAAUCUAGUGAGUCUGAGUCUGACCAAACUGGCCAUGGAACAGAUAAAGCUGCCUGCAGUGGACAUGAGCAAUCUUCCAUUCAGCUGUCUCUGUCAGGGAAUAGAACUGAUUCACAGUGUGAAGGCAGCAGCAUCAAAAGGAGAAGGCAGGACAAUAGGAUCCCACUGGAACGGUUUGAUCGAAAGUACCUGAGUGUCACAGACCUGAGUCGACAGGCUUGGUGUGAGCAGCAGGUGGUCUAUGGGAUGGAACUGCCGCACAUUCAACAACUACGUGAUGAGGUACCAGUUGUGAAAACUGGUAGCAGCAUUCAUCUGGCAAGAGAGUUGGAGAUCCAGGACGUUGUCCCAAUAAAUAUAGAGAGCCAGGAAGAUAGUUGGGGUGUUAAGCUGCUUAAUUUUCUCUCAAUGAUCCAGUUCUUGCAGACAGGGGAGUGUGUCCGAGAGCUGCCUGUGUUUGGAGAACUGGAGGGGAUUUUCCUGGUUGGUGUGAUUGAUGAGCUGUGCUAUAAUUCCAGUGGUGAACUGGAAUUGCACGAACUGAAAACUCGUGGUCAACCAACAUUACCCCGUGCAGCCCAGAGGAAGAGCUAUCAUUUACAAGUCAGUGUAUACAAACUUCUCUUUGAGGCUAUGAUCAAAGGCCAGCUGAACAAAGACACAAUCAUUCACCAUCUUCACUUACAAACAGAGCGGAGCUUUGGUUCAGAGGUCAUAGCGUAUGCUCAGAAGAUAGGAUUGUCUGUAAACACAUUUGGUGGCCUCUUGGAUUUAAUAUUUUUGAACCUGAUGUACACUGAGAUCCCCACUGUUGACAUCCUGAAGAUAGAAUACUGUUACCAAGCUGAUGCAUCUGUAAUUGGGACAGAAGUGGUGUGCUUUGAAGAGGAGUGGGUUAAAAAGGAGCUGAAAUAUUAUUGCUCCUUCUGGAAGGGCCAGAGGGAGGCCAAGGGGGUGGAUAUCGAAGAGGCUUGGAAAUGUCGGACGUGCGACUUUGCAGAUAUUUGUCAGUGGAGAAAGAAGAAAGCUGAAGAAGCCGCAGAGAAGAAUCAAGCAAAUCAUAGAAAAUGAAGAUGAUCAAGUUUGGCCAUCAAAUUUCUCCUCUGCUGUCAGCCUGCUUUUAGCAUGCUAGAUGAUGAGCUCUCUAACAUCCAAAUGCCUCUUGAUAAAUGAAGCACAUCAUUGCCAGUGAUUCAUUCCGCUGGCCAGGAUACACAGCUGGACAAAAUGAUCACAAGGAGCCAUGCUCACAGCAGAGUGAGUUAUAAUUAAUGGUUUUCUACUGCCUCAGUCCUGUACUCUACAUGUAGGGGAGUUCCCAGUGCUGUGGAAUUGAAAGCAUCUUUACAUGUGAAAUGCGUUGUGAUAAUGACAACUUAUCUGUUAACAAGUCCAUGCAUUUUGGACAAAUAAGACUACUAGUGGACCAGGUUUGCCAAGAGGCAAUAUUUCUUGCAGCAUCUCUUGAAAGUUUGACCAGAUACCAUUUUAUUCACUGUUAUAAAGGAAAUGCAAUCCUGCAUGUUUUUUUGAGUUUUCUGACCACAUGUAGUUGAUGGGGGGGAAAAAAAAAGACUUGGAGUUUUCUGGCAUAUUUCACAACCACAUGAUGUUCCAAAGAACUACUAACUGCUAAAGUUGUUAACUGCGAUUAUUAUUGUGUUGUGACACACAGUUUGUAUUUAGCUGAAUGUAAGUAGUGACUCAACCAGUGUAUUUAUUAAAAAGUUUACCAGAUUCUUCCAUUUCAAAGGCUUUAGGGACUAGAGCUUAAUGCUUUGCUAUCUGACCGUUCUUACUGGAAGUUUUUAGAAUAUCCCUCAAUGGUCAUGGAAUUGCAAUUGUAAACUACAAAGGGAGUUUGAAGGGAAAAUAAUAAUUCUCAAACUUCACAUUCCACUCUUCAAUCCUUUUUCCCUAUCCCAGCCCCCCUUUAGAAAAAAACUGACUUGUUACGGUAUGGUUUCAGGUGCCUUAUCCAGGUAACCCUUAUUCAUAAAGAGACAUAUUAAUGCAAAUUGUGACCCUGGAUUUCUGCAGGCUUUUCAUUGAGUGAAGACAUCACAUGCAUACCCUUGUCUCCCAGUGUCCAAAGAUAACCACAUGGGGUUGGUAGAUAGUACAUUCAACUUUCCCUGUGCAGUUGGAUGAAUCCAUUGAGUUAUCAGACAUGCUGGGACAAAAUCUUUUUUUAAAAAAAAAUUGCUUUCCAUUUUCCUCAUUCAGUCUUAUAAUCAUCAUGGUGUUUUGGAGUUUUAUUCAGGGGUUAGUAUUCAACAAAAAUGCCUUCAAAUUUCCACAUCAUUUGUGAGCUUCUGAUACCAGCAGCAAGAACGAGGGAAAGAUUGAUCUAUGGAUUGUUGUACAAUUUCUAGAAGAUGGCAUAAGAUCAGCAGACAACAUCUUUACAAGUAGGUUGGUUACAGUAGAUAUAGAGUCUAUGGAACAGUGAAUGGGAAUAAAACGAGGUAAGAUGGGGCAGCAGUAAUGAUGAAAGAGGGAAUAAUGCAAAGACUGAGCCUUGCAGCUACACCAGCAGGUGUAACAUCUCAGAAAGUUGUACAGUUAUACAUUGGCAGAAACAGCCCAUCAGCCCACUGUCCUAGCCAGUCAUCAUGUACCAAUCUGUAUUCGUCCCAUUUUUCAGCACUUGCCCCUUAGUCUUUAUGCCAUGGUAUUUCAAGAGCUAAUCUAAAUUCUUCUUAAAUCUUAGAGAGUACUUGUUUAACACCACCACCCUCUCAGGCAGUGCAUUCCAGACUUCAACCACCUCCAGAUGACACAAUUCUUCAAGUCUCCUCUAAAUCUUCUCCCUCUUAUCCUAAACCUAUGUCUUCUAGAUGUAGACACCUCUGUGAUGGGGAAAAGUUUCUCAUUAUCUACCAUAUCUAUGCCCCUCACACACAUCUGAAUGCAUCUAUAAAAAAUACAUCUCAGUAUCCUAAAGGAGAAAUAAAGUCUUUACAGUAUCUUAAAUGGGAAGAAGUAUUUCACAUGAAACCUAAGAAUUGGCCUACUAAUAUUCCAAUGACUAAUUUCAGAGCCUUUGACUUGUUGAAGGAUAAGCUGCAGUUGAUGUUAGAUAUUACAAUCCUGUUUAUAAGCUCCAAAAGUUUGUAUAUAGUCCAGAGCUAUUUUUGACAAAAUAGCAUUUAUUGUGCACCAUAUAUUUACUGCAAUGAAAAUACCCACUACAAUUUUAAACU